Messenger RNA from Cololabis saira (Pacific saury), 988 nucleotides. It is a transcript of the gene ppp1r14d, whose product is annotated as protein phosphatase 1 regulatory inhibitor subunit 14D. The transcript is spliced from 4 exons. Gene Ontology annotation, molecular function: protein serine/threonine phosphatase inhibitor activity. Gene Ontology annotation, cellular component: cytoplasm. Gene Ontology annotation, biological process: regulation of phosphorylation. The coding region runs from base 232 to 594 and encodes 120 amino acids. The record is from RefSeq and is a predicted model, not a curated record. NCBI's taxonomy places the organism in Eukaryota, Metazoa, Chordata, Actinopteri, Beloniformes, Belonidae.
AGAGAGGGAGGGAGAGGGAGGACGAGGACAGACAGGGAACCAGAGCUGGCAUUAAAGAAACGGAGAGCACCGGCACUCAAUAAGAUACGCGUGGGAACAGCAAUCCCCGGAAAAGGAGAAGCAGAAAUUGUUCAGUCCUCGUGUGCAGGGAGUCCCAGCCCCUCCAGUCUGUCUGUGGGUGUGUGAUCCAGCUCUGUGUGCCUCCACGGUUCUAUAGGGGCCGUGGCAGCCAUGGCGUCAGAGCCCAGCACCCAGUCCAGGGUGAUGUUCCAGGCGACGGACAAAACAGAAGAGCCAGCGCACCGCAAGCUGGGGAAGCUGACAGUGAAAUACAACCGAAAGGACCUGCAGAGGAGGCUGGAUAUUGAGGAGUGGAUUGAUGGGCAGCUGCACGUGCUGUUUGACUGUGAGGAGGAAGAAAUCCCAGAGUUAGAAAUUGAUAUAGAUGAACUCCUGGAACUGUCAGACGAGGGGCAAAGAACUCGACUGCAGGAGUUGCUGCAUGAAUGUGGAAAGCCAAAAGAGGACUUUAUCAACGGGCUGCUCUACAGGAUAAAGGGUCUACGCAAAAUGUCAGGUCCCUUGAAGAAGUAAUUAUAGGUCAAAUUAAGAUUGAAGACAAUGAGGAGCCUUUUGUCUCCCCAUCUCCCACUCAUUAACCACAUGGAUGCCUGUAUGUGCGGCCCACACUGUCAGCGUGACUCUUCCAGGCUUCUCCUCCCCCUUCCUGAGUCGGUAUCAGCUAACGCCAGAGCAGUUGGGUUUUAAAAUGAUAUUCCCCCCUCUUUAACAUAUGAACUCGUAUAUAUUAUUUUGCCCAUCAUUAACAUACCAACAUUAUACAAGUGAUGAAAAUGGUCAUGUCUAUUACUCAGAGGGACUUUUUUUUUUGUCUAAGAAUGUACAUUUUCAGCUGCUUAUUUAUGUACAUAAGUAUUUUGUUCAAGUAACAGUGUUGUCGGAAUAAAAUGGAACAUUUUCAAAACAA